This is a messenger RNA of Trypanosoma rangeli, 1503 nucleotides long. RefSeq lists its product as uncharacterized. Lineage: Eukaryota; Euglenozoa; Kinetoplastea; Trypanosomatida; Trypanosomatidae. The transcript has a single exon. The coding region runs from base 1 to 1503 and encodes 500 amino acids. Gene Ontology annotation, cellular component: mitochondrial small ribosomal subunit. The record is from RefSeq and is a predicted model, not a curated record. Gene Ontology annotation, molecular function: structural constituent of ribosome.
AUGCGAUCAAGGCUACUAGGAAAAAGUUUGGCCUCCUUGUAUGUACGACCGCCCGUUACGUGCUAUACUGAUGCCUGUGAGGCUCCGGUGGCCAUGUGGAACGGUGCAAUUCCAUUGAAAGAGUUUCGUACAAUGCAGCGGGGUGUUCCAGUGCGAUACGUGGCGAAGCUGUACUCUCACCCCCCAGAAACUGCCCCAACGCAGCUUUCCUUUAAUGAUAUCAAUUCGAUGUAUUGCAUUGGCAAUGAGGAAUUGAUGAAGUUUUUUCCAGAGGGUUUAGGGGGAAAAGUGAUGCAGUUGAUGCCCCCAGGUCACCCCAGAGGGUUUUUAUAUCGAAAGGAGGCACAUUUGUUGAACCUGUUCAUCGACAAAAUACUGUACUGGGAGGCGAAGCGUGAUGUGCUAAACUCCCUCACAAAUAAUCGUCCCGGUUUUAUCAUUGAUGGUUCCACAGGAUGUGGUAAGAGUGCCCUUAUGACUCAAGUGGUGCACUACGCCCGCUCGAGAAACUUACUGACAUUGUAUGUACCAAACGCUAAAGACUGGACUCACGGGGAAUGGUGCUGGCCAAGCACUAUCUUGCCGGGUUUCUUUGAUGCCCCGGAUGCCGCACGAUCGUUCCUUCGAUACUUUGCACGGGCCAACCGCAGCACGUUGUUGUCAUGGCGCCUUAAGUGCACACCAAAUGAUCUGCCGGUGGAGCAGGGGGAACGACAACCACAAAACUUGUAUGAAUUUUGCGAAUGGGGACACAAGGCAGUGGCCCCGGCCUCAAUUGAUCGCCAGAGUGUCUGUAUCAAGUUCCUCCUGGACGAGCUUAGUGAAGAAAAGAAGAUUCCUAUUGUUAUUGUUGUGGAUGGGUGGAAUUUAUUCUCCCAUGAUACUCAUUUUCGGUAUCCGCAUCCCGACUUUCUUCGCACACUUGCUUCUCUAAACGAUGACUCCACUGACGUCGAUCUUUAUCCGCAGGAAAUGCCUCGUAUUCCUGCGUCCCGCCUUAGCUUCGUCCGCGGCUUGAAUAAAAUGAUUCUCUCCAAGGAUGAACCGAAUAAGUUUUUUUUUACCUGCACCACGAGAGAUUUUAAACCAUUUGACGGUAUUAGCGGUUUUCCAGAUGUUGAAACCGAUCGUUUCACGAAUUGUCUAGAUGAAUAUGCCCCGUACGAUGCAGAAAAGGACUCUCUAUUUCAUCCUAUUCAUUUAGGUAACUUUGAUGAGUACGAAUUUCGAGCCUUUACAAGAUUCCUUGUGAAUUCUGGUGAGUUGGCAGGCCUUGGCUGGGGGCCCUUGUGGCAUUUUUCAAGCAGUUUUGAGCGAAAACUGUAUAAAAUAGGGUUUCUCUCUGACAGCAACCCACAAGGGGUUAUUGAUCACUACCACCAGGAGUUAGUAUGGCGCUAUGAAUACCAGAGGACACGGCAGAAACAGUACCUGCUGCAUCGCAAUAUUGAGCUGGAAGCGUCUUCGAGGAAAACGGGUCACGCUAGGCAUAAAGAACUGUGA